This is a messenger RNA of Glycine soja, 740 nucleotides long. RefSeq names its product transaldolase-like. The transcript has 4 exons. The record is from RefSeq and is a predicted model, not a curated record. Gene Ontology annotation, biological process: carbohydrate metabolic process. Gene Ontology annotation, cellular component: intracellular anatomical structure. The coding region runs from base 1 to 429 and encodes 142 amino acids. NCBI's taxonomy places the organism in Eukaryota, Viridiplantae, Streptophyta, Magnoliopsida, Fabales, Fabaceae.
AUGGCCAUGGCUUCAACAGCCACCUUGCGGUUUUUUAUUUAUCAUGCAGCAGCUUUUUACAUCAGUAGAGUGGAUGCUACACUUGACAAGAAACUUGAGCAAAUUGGUACUACUGAGGCUCUUGAUCUCAAAGGAAAGGGUGCGGUUUCUCAAGCAGUCUUAGCUUACCAACUUUACCAGAAAAAGUUCUCUGGUACAAGAUGGGAACGCUUAGAGAAGAGAGGUGCCAAGAAGCAGAGGUUGAUGUGGGCCUCAACAAAUGUGAAAAAUCCAUCUUACCCUGACACAUUUUAUGUUAAUUCUCUUAUUGGACCAGAUACAGUUGCUGAAAUAACAUUGUCUUCAUUUGGUGCCUCUAUUGAUUUCAACCUUACUAGGCCAAGCUCUUCAUGCAUUCAUAGACCAUGGUAUUCUUUCAAGAACUCUUGAUGCAAAAGUAUCAGAGGCUCAAGACAUUUACAAUGCAAUUGAGAGAAGUUGGGGAUUGAUUGGAGUUCCGUUGGAUCACAACUGGAACAUGAGAUGCUGGAUUCUUUCACAAAAAGCUUUGACAAUGUGCUUGAAUGCAUGCAAAAGAAGGCUAAGCUUAGGGAUUUCAUCAGCUUAUAAACCGUUAUUUCAGGUUAACUAGUACACAAGUCUAAGGCACAAAUAUUUGGCACUUUUUUGUCUGACAUUAUGAAAUUAGUGCUGUCUAAGCUUAAAACUUUGGCUUGUAACUAAAAUAGUAUUAUGGACUA